Molecule: messenger RNA, 4734 nt
Organism: Vombatus ursinus (common wombat)
Lineage: Eukaryota; Metazoa; Chordata; Mammalia; Diprotodontia; Vombatidae
Gene: EDC3
Product: enhancer of mRNA decapping 3
Exons: 7
Coding region: 53-1573 (506 amino acids)
Biological process (GO): P-body assembly; deadenylation-independent decapping of nuclear-transcribed mRNA
Cellular component (GO): P-body
Molecular function (GO): mRNA binding
Source: RefSeq, a predicted model, not a curated record
CGGCCGGCGGCGGGCGGCGGCGGCGUUGGGGUCUCGAUCCCAUAUCAAAAACAUGGCUUCAGAUUGGUUGGGCAGCAUUGUAUCCAUCAACUGUGGGGACAGCCUGGGAGUCUAUCAGGGAAGAGUAUCGGCGGUGGACCAGGUCAGCCAGACCAUAUCCUUGACCCGGCCUUUCCACAAUGGAGUGAAGUGUUUAGUGCCAGAAGUCACCUUUAGGGCAGGUGACAUAACUGAGUUGAAGAUUCUGGAGAUACCAGGUUCUGGGGACAGCCAGCAAUGUGGAGACCCACAACAGACAGAAUUAGGCCUACCUGGUGUUGGCUGUCAAGUGGGAAUUAAUCAGAAUGGCACAGGCAGACUGCUCAAGAAGUCCACGUCCUCCAGUGCCCCCCAGAAUAUCCCCAAGAGAGCAGAGAUGAAGACCCAGGAUGCUGCCAUUUCACCACAGCAGCCAUGCUCAAAGAGCUAUGUGGACAGGCACAUGGAAUCUCUGAAUCAGUCCAGAAGCUUCCGUCGUCGACAUAACUCUUGGUCAUCUAGCAGUCGACAUCCAAAUCAGGCAACUCCAAAGAAAAGUGGCCUGAAGAAUGGCCAGAUGAAGAAUAAGGAUGAUGAAUGUUUUGGGGAUGACAUUGAAGAGAUCCCAGACACAGAUUUUGACUUUGAAGGAAACCUGGCCCUUUUUGACAAAGCAGCCGUAUUUGAAGAGAUUGACACUUACGAGAGAAGGAGUGGUACCCGCUCCCGGGGCACCCCCAAUGAAAGACCCGCUCGGUACCGCCAUGAUGAAAACAUAUUAGAGUCUGAGCCUAUUGUCUACAGGCGGAUUAUGGUGCCCCAGAAUACAAGCAAAGAAUUCUGUACUGACUCGGGGUUGGUUGUGCCAAGUGUCUCCUACGAGUUGCACAAGAAGCUGUUAUCGGUAGCUGAGAAGCAUGGCCUGACACUGGAGCGGAGGCUGGAGAUGACUGGAGUUUGUGCCAGCCAAAUGGCCCUGACCCUGUUGGGAGGACCUAACAGAUUGAAUCCCAAGAAUGUCCACCAAAGGCCUACAGUAGCCCUACUUUGUGGUCCCCACGUGAAGGGGGCUCAGGGCAUAAGCUGUGGGCGACACCUUGCCAACCAUGAUGUCCACGUUAUCCUCUUCCUGCCUAACUUUGUCAAGAUGUUGGAAUCUAUCACCAAUGAACUGUCCCUCUUCAGCAAGACACAGGGCCAGCAGGUGUCCAGUCUCAAAGAUCUCCCCACCAGCCCUGUGGACCUGGUGAUCAAUUGCCUGGAUUGUCACGAGAAUGCCUUCCUCCGAGACCAGCCCUGGUACAAAGCGGCUGUGGACUGGGCCAAUCAGAACCGGGCACCUGUCCUCAGCAUAGACCCACCAAUGUGCGAGGCCGAGCUGGGCAUCGAUGCCAAGUGGUCCCUGGCCCUGGGCCUGCCCUUGCCCCUCGGUGAGCGUGCGGGACGCGUUUACCUGUGUGAUAUCGGCAUCCCUCAGCAGGUGUUCCAAGAGGUGGGCAUCAACUACCGCUCACCCUUUGGCUGCAAAUUCGUCAUCCCACUGCACUCAACGUAGAGGUGAUGGGCCCGGCAGGGGCGUCCCAGGGUGGCCCAGAGGCUCUGGAGCCAGAUGCUGACCCUUAACUUAAGAGAACGCCUUAAGGAUGUGAAGCUCCGUGGACAGUGUUGUGUUGUGUUUUGUUUGUUUUGUUUUGUUUCCUUUAAGGUUUGUUUCUUCUGCAAGAAACAACAUAUUUAAAACUGAAGAGUACUUGCCCUUUGAAGGGGAGAGACAUCUCUGAAUAAGGCUGUCCCUUAGGGCCAAGGUAGGGCCAGGGCAUGGGAAGCAUGGAGUGCCAGGCCCUGCUGCCCAGGGACCCACCCAAUCUGGCCAAGUGGCCUGUUUCUCAGUGGAGGGUUUUGUUUACAGACACAGGCAGCUUUUGGACUGGGUUUGAGGUUUACAGCCACCAGACCCGAGGGCGGCUAUCCCCAAUGACUCUUUGCUUUCCUCUUUUUCCUCUGGCUCUUCCUCUGCCCACCACCCCCAGUCCUUUUUUUUUUUUUUUUAAAUAAGCAGCCCCUCCCUCUAGUCAUGUUAGAUAUGCUGGGGUGCAAUUGUCCUUGUUGGGGGCUGGUUUCAUUUUCCUGUUCCUUUGAUGUUUGUGAUGGUAGCCAGAGUUGAGUUUUCUUUCCUGCCUUCCCUCAGUCCUGAGCCAUGUGGCGCCUGCAGAAAACUGGUGUCCAGGAGGAAGCCUGGCCAGCUCUUGUCUGUCUGCUCUGCUGGAGCAACAACUGAACACCAGUUUGUGGUUUUUUUGUUGUUCUUUUGGUGUUAAUUUUUUCAUUUUGCCCUCGAUUUGACCUGGGUACCCAGUAGACAUUUUUUUUCUCAAGGGGUCAGCACAACCUUUUACUUCUUCCCCUCCCAAGCCGACUCUUGGGGAGGGGAGUAUUUUGUGUCCUGUCAGGCUGAUGUUUCCUGUGUUUGGUUUGACCCCUUUGAUUCUCGUAUGUUUUCAGCACGGGUAGCUUUGGGACAUAUUACUGUAGAGCCACAGUGCCCAUCCACCUUGCCAGCAUAACCCCGUACUGCCCCCUCCCCCCCCAGUUCCCAUGGGUUCCAUAGACUGUGCCAUCAUUGUUCCCAUUGGGUCUAAAGGCUAAAGUGAACUGGUCCUUCCACUGCCCUGUUCCUGGGGUUCCUUCCCCACCUGCCACGUUGGCUGGAAUAUCCUGGUGGUGGAUGGAUGAGGCCAAGUCUCAAACACCGUCCCCCACUCCCCCACCCCAGAGGAUCUUAGUGCAUAUGCAGAGAAGGGGCAUAGUUUUUGUUUAGUAUUGGGAGUUCCCUUGUGGGAAACUUGGUGCUGAGCCUUUCUCAAGGUUCCUGUUUUGAUUCCAGUACAGAGGUGUGUUCAGAGGGGCCUGAGGACAGUUGAGGCUGUUGGUGAAAGCCACCAUUCCCAAUUCCAGUUGUUGGGCUUUUCUUUCCUAAAUUUGCCAGGUGGCCAGCUCUUCAGCACCUGCUUCCCUGAGGUCUCUCCUGGGGUGAAUGCAGCAGCUGUUUUAUCCAAGAGAAGGGAGGGAGCCCUGCCACUAGAGGGAGGUUUGAGGGCCACACUUGAGCUCCUCCAACUUUGACCUUUGCCAAGUGGCCUCUCCCCCCAGUAUCUGGGGCCUCCCUGGUGUGGCCUGGCUGCCUGGCAGGCUGCUGUUGCGCUAUUUGGUGUGAGAUGAUGCCCUCGAUCACUCUGGCUCUUUCUGGCAGGCCUCUUGUGUCAGAGGUGCCAAAAUGCCAAAAAAGAAAGAAGUAUUGGUCCAACUAGAGGAGGGCUGCUGGGGUGGCCUCUUGCCUUGCAAGGUUUACCAAGGAUCCCAUGGAUUAUUCCAGCAAGACACCUCCCAGCUUUUGCACUUCCUCCUGAGGGUGUUGACUGGGGAGCCACAAGAUCCAUCUUUAUCUCUUUUAAUGCCAGCCUGUGAGCUCUUCCAGCCCCCUCCUGUCCUGUCCCAGCAGCUGGGGGAAAAGUCCCAAAGAGCUUGAUUUUUGGUGCCUUUGGAGGGGAAUGAGAUUUCACAGAGCCAGACAGAUUCAGUUGUCAUUUUGGUUCAAGCUCCAUUUUUCGGUAUUCAGGGUAGGCAGUGCCCCUCUGGUUUUUUUAAGUCCCUAGGCCGUACUGUGGGCAGAGUUAGGGGCUGUAGUAUAGAUUGUGAAAAAUUUUUAUCUCUUUCCUGUAAGACCCAAGGGGUAAUGAUCCUCUGACAGGGAGAGAGGCCCUCUCUCUGGCAAAUGGCACUAAUGGAGCCAGGGCUGUGAGCCAUCAGCCUGGUCUCUCCCAUCCCUUCCUGGUAAGGGUAUCCUGCUCAGGGUUCCAGAGUUCCUCCUCCUGCCCUAGCUCCUAAUUCUGUGGAAUAGCAAACAGCUCCCACAUGGCCUGUCCCUGUCUGGGUGGAGAACAGGGCCUGCCCAGAAGCUUCGAGGCUAGUGCAGGCCCCUUAGGAGACAGCAGCCUCUCCCAGGAAGUGCUUUAGCAGUUCUGUGCAUGACAAAUGAAAGUCUGGGUUUCUUUUACAGUUGUGGAACAUUUUUCUAGGAUGGUGUGGAAGUUUGAAGAUGGGGAGCCCUUUUGAAGGGUCUAGACAGAGACAGUAAGAUGAGCUACCCUGGGAAGGAAGAGUUUGGGUUUGAGGGGGAUGGGGGUGCAUUUCCUGUCUGCUCCUCCUGCUCAGGAAAGGUGGGGAGUUUGGCUCCCUAUUGGGGCUCAGUCGGAAAGCUGAGGUGGAGAUCCACAGGACCAGCGUGGCUUCCUGGGGGCAGGGGGGACAGCCUUGUUUUCUUAAUAGAAUUUUUUACUCCAUCCUUGGCAGUUUGAGGAACAUAAUCCUUUCCUUUUUCCUCCUCAGUCCUGCUUAGGUUGUCAGCUGCCAUAAUUUGUGUUAAAAGGAAAGUAGCCCUUUGAUUUCUCUCCUUUUUCCCCCAAGAGAAUUUGACUCUUAAAAACAAAAGUUAGCCCCUCAGAGGUCUUUCUUCCUCUCCCUCUGGCAGCUGAAUGAAGGCUGUUGAUUCUGCCACCUGGCCUUGGCCAGGUCUUUAGCCCCUCACCGUGGACCUUUUGGGGCAGGAGGACAAGAGGAGACCUCAUAAAACUGUUGAGAUUAUUACUAGUGCAGCUGUUGAGAUGGGGGUAGGGGAUGACAAAAAACCAGCACUAAAAUAAAGCUGAAUUGACUGAG